AUGAUGUUUUUGAUAGUUGAAACUAUUCCCACGAAAGGCUCUGAGCAUCCCCAGGUAGCUUCCGUCACCUCGGGCACCAUCCUCAUCGCCCUCAGCACCAUCACCUCUUCCCUCCUCGUCACUAGUGUGUUGUCCGUGCCGUCGCAAAACCCUGUCACCUAUGAAUGCGUGUAUGGCCUUGAGCUCGCCAAGAUGAAGAAAAAUGAAGCCGAGGAGGAGGCCAAAAAGGGAAAGGAACCCGCCACCGAGGAGGAAAGCAGCUUGAUAAUAGGCGACACGCAUACGUGGACCAAACACCUGAAAAUUGAAACGAAGGUGAUUCGGGUGAACAACAAAGUCGAUGGCGUACAUUUACGUCUUCAUAAGAUGGAAAGCAAACAGGAAUCGUGGCAGUCCGAUCCAGAGAAGAACAGAGAGAAGCUGAGGCAGCAGACUGAUAACGCCGGUCCGGGUGUGGCGGAUCUACAACCAACUGCAACAAAGUACUACCACUGCAUCGGAUUCGGACAGUGUGCCCUCAUUUUGAAAGACCAGGAAGAGAAUACGUGGUCAAACUCGAAGUUCAGAAUAGAUGCUUAA
Molecule: messenger RNA, 579 nt
Organism: Penicillium riverlandense
Lineage: Eukaryota; Fungi; Ascomycota; Eurotiomycetes; Eurotiales; Aspergillaceae
Exons: 2
Coding region: 1-579 (192 amino acids)
Source: RefSeq, a predicted model, not a curated record